AUGGCUCUAUAUUUGACGUUUGUACUUUCGACUCUUUACGUUGUUCCAGUCGCGGGGAGAACGGAGGUGGCGGUGGAAGCGUCGAGACCGAAAAGCAGCCGCGCCGAAGAAACGAACGUUCCUUCGUUCAAGAUUGAUGGUUUCGUCGAGAACGAAACACGCGCGUCUUUAUCGUCUUCGUCUUCUUCUUCCUUAGAGGAGAAGAAGAAAAGCGCGUCGAAACGUUCAAAGUCGUCCGUCGCGAACGACUCGAGCGCACCGAUGACGAAAAUGCCGUCGUCGACGACUACCGUCGAACCCGCAGUCGCGGGGGAAACGGACGACCUUUCCGAAGGAUUUAUCAGAAAGGGAGAGAUUUUUGCCCCGGCAAACGCGGCGGUUUUCGAAGGAAACGACGAAAUCGUCGCGCUUGGCAAAGACGACAACGAUCUUGUCGAUGAUUCGUCUUUGGAGGUUCUCAAAGUUGAAGAUCCGCUCGUGGAAUUUCGAAAAAGUGACUUUGUUGAAAAAUUUGACAUGUCAAAAAAUGUGCAUCGCAUCGAACCUUUGGAUGAAAACGGUCCUUUACCUUCGGAUUACGUUCCUCCGGAGUCGAAAAUUACCGAGGAUGAGUUUCGAGCAGAAUUUGACGCAAGGUUUAACAACAUGACCGAAGCUGAGGCAAUGUUGGGUGCUGGUAAAAAUGAAACAAGUGCUCUUGGUGCUUGGAUUUAUCAAGGACAAUACCACUCUCACACGAACUGGCAUCGCGAAAUCACUGGAUGGGGGUAUGCUUGGGGGGGGUGCUCGGCAAUUUGCGGCCCAUAUGGUUGGAGAUAUGACGGAAGGAAAUACCGAGAUUGUGCUACUCACGUAUACUAUCAUCGAUACCAAGACUUUAACUGCUAUAGUUCGGGGUGGUGGUGGUGGUAUCGCAGCUGGUGCACAUGGGGCAGCUAUCAUUAUAAAUACUCGCAUUCCAGUUCUGGAUCGUGUAGUAGCUAUGGUUGGUAUCAGUUUCGAAGCGUUGGCUGUAACAGGCACGCGUGCCCACCGCCGCCGAGUCCACCACCGCCUGGUGCGAGUGCUGGCACUCCUCAAGUUUCCAUCGCUCAAAAACCCGUAAUUUUGACGGAUUAUGAGUUUGAUUUUCAAAUUUCCGUCUCGGACGACGGUUGCUAUGACCCGUCGAACUGUUUCAGAGACGACUCGACUCGCGCAGAGAACAGCAACCGUGGCUUAGUUUGCCAAGCGUACGUUAAAAAGAAAGAUGAUUCUUCGUGCGGGUACGCAAAAUCAGAAGCCCGCAAGUACCCUUGCUUAAGAUGGGAUAACUUCUUCGAUAGCCAAAAGUCUGGGGCUGGAAAAGUUGCUCUCACGUUAACGAACGAAAACAACGAAAAAGUUGUUGGACAUAUGCAAAUCUGGCAUCAUUGCUUUUGGAAGUAUCCGGACGGUACCAUCGUCCCGCAAACUUCCAAAAACAAAUUCGAGCUUUUACAUGAAUUUGAAGCUGUUAAAGACUGCGGACACUGGGCGCCCGCGUCGGUGAAUACUCCGAACAAUCCAGUUAUAUCGACAAUCGCGCGCAAGUUUUUGCUUUCCAGUCCUACGUUUCUGGCUUCGAAUUGCGACGACGUAGUCUCGUCUCGCGAAGCAGUGUUCCGUGAGUUUGAUAAGUAUCCACUCGAUGGUAAAUUAUCGUUUGAUGAGAUUGAGCGUGCAUUUUUGUCGCACGAUGUUGAUAUAAGCUAUCUCAAUCAUCUGCAAAAUACGGGCUCAUUUAAAGACGUGUUAUUAAGCCAGGUGAUCUUGUCCCCCACGUUUCCUUUCUUGUGCAUUCCGAAAGAUCCUGUGCCGGAAGUUGUCGUGAAUAAAAUAACUUAUCCAGUCAUGGAUACCCAGGAGGAAGAAUGUGCCGCGAACAACGAGAAACUCGAUUUGGAGUGGGAUUAUAAUCUUAAAUUGAAUACUGAGAGAGACUUUGCUUGCGUCUAUGCCGAUGGUUUAUUGUAUCGAAAGAUCCCGGGAAAGGAUAUGACAGAGCCUAAAGGGAAAGCAAUCGAAGACAUUCGUCCCUCUUUAAGCGUUGGAUCUAAAGCCGUCCGUUUGGUCUCGCAACUUACGUUUGAUGAUAAAUCUGAGACAGAUAAAUUUGUCGCUAGGGCUAGUGUAAGUGUAACUUCGUGCGGUGCUGGACUCAAGUGCCUCAAACGUGCUUUAACGAUAUAUCACCCUUACAAACCGGCGGGGUCAUAUUGCGAUGAGACACUCCGUGGCGAAAAUGGAAAAGGCUAUCGAGGCUGCCAAACUAAAACCCGCGGAGGAUACACGUGUCAGUCUUGGUCUAAGCAAUCGCCGCAUGCUCAUGGAGACAUUACUCCACAAUCGAAACCCAACGAUGGUUUAGAAAGUAACUAUUGUCGUAAUCCUGGGGGGGAGGGGGAGUCUACGAUUUGGUGUUAUACUACAAAUGAAAAAAAACGGUGGGAUUAUUGCGAUCCUCGCAUCGGAACCGCUCUGGUGGGCGGUCAUGGUGGCAUCGUGCUCACCGAUCAGCCGCCGAUGCAAAUGUCUGCUGUCAUGACGUGGGUUAGAUUGUAUUCUGUGUAUUUCGGAACGGUUGCUCACAUCUGGUACGCUCGAGAGCAAGAUCCUAAAUACGAAAAAUAUUUCGGCAUCACUAGCGGGAGACAAGUGACCGCAAAAUAUUACGGUCAACAGCUCAUUGCGCCACCGCAACUGAGUUACGGCACUCAAGAGGGAAAUUGGCACCACGUUGCGAUGGUUUUGAACAAAGAACAUGGACUCCGACUCUUUCUUAACGGAAAGAAUGUAGCUUCGACAAAUAUUGUUGAGAACAACAAUAUCGAUUAUCCGACGUUUUCGCCCACGGUAAAUGUGCUUGAUUUGAGGGCUGAAUACGAUGAUUUCCGCAUCUACCGCGGAGUUUUGACCGACAACCACGUCAAGUCUAUCCAUGAUUGCGGUCGCUCUGUUUCAUGCUCAAAACUUACGGCGAGUCGACCGCAAUCGCGUCGAAUUUAUUGCAUCAUGCCUUCUUUCACAGCCAAGAUGAGCGAUAACUACGUGCCGCCGUGCGUUACCGGCUUAUUUUACAACGGAGCGGUUAUAGAUUUGCAAGGUAUACCGAGUCGAAAGGGUUUAUCAUUUUCAUUUCGCGACACAGCAUUAAAUGAGAAAAGUUUUGAAGUUUUGCGAAGGACAGUAGACGCGAGCGGGCAACCAAACGGAGACUACACCGCGGUUGUUCUUAUUGAGUCUUCCUUGGAGUUGUGCGCGACAACCUUUGCGUCGCUGACGUUUUUUGACGACCAAACCAUGCAAACUCCUGGAAUCACGUAUGAUUACGCAAUUCGGACUAAAAUGGAAUCAAAAACUGCCAAGUCUGCAAUUUCUGACCCGUUAUUAUACACUGUCCCGUGGUACGCGACUGUUGACGGGGAAGUUACCGUCGGCGCCACGGGAAAACCACAAAAAUUUGUUCGCGUCUGCGCCUAUCUUGUGAGAACGGUGAGUAAAUCCGCCGCGAUGACCGAUAUCGUUCCUCCUAUGUCCAAGAAGGAAAAUGUCGCUGAAUUUAUGAAAGUCGAUCAUUCCAACAAGUCGGACAAGAAAGUAAACGAAACGGCGUACCAAGCGACGGAUGCGCAACUCGACACGUCCGUUUCUUUGAAUGGAGGCGAGUAUGCGAAAAUUACGCUGAGCACGUUUUCUGCGAUUGAAAGUGUAAAAGUUUGGACAGAAGGAACGAAAUUGCAUGUAUUAGACGUUCGCGUUUUAGAUUACGAUGAUCCAAAAGAUGCUGGUGAUACAGGUUCGAAGUGUAUCCUCGCACGUAACGAAACGGAUGGUUCGAUUUUAUUCGAGCGCAAAUACGACCUGACUGGUCAAAGCUACAUUUGCUCGGGGACGAACGUCAAAGUUUAUACUGGUCAGCUCAUCACUGUGAAGUCUUUGGAAAACCCCGUGAAUACCGAUAUAAUGAAAGUUGCAGAAAUUGAAGCUCAAGGCGUGAAAAUAAACUGCCCAUAUUCGACUUUCACCGACGAGGAUGGAUUUUACGAGAUGGAAAUCAUCGAUUUCACGCCAAAUUUGCCAAAAGUUAUGCAUCUCGGGAUUCUCGCGCACAUGGUCAAAAUUUUUGAUCCUACCGACGAAACUCUACUUACGGUGAAUCAAGAUACUGCUCCUGAAUCGUUUUUACUGGCGUUGGAUCUUGACAAGACUGCAUUCAAGGAGAUUGCCGUUGCGCACUCGCCGCCCUCGCCGCCACCACCUCCUUCGCCGCCGCCGAAGAACGACGCACUAUUGGGUGAUGUACACGACGACGACAAAGUCUUGAAAAUGGACAAACCGCUCGAGAGUAUGAAAAAGAAAAAAGUUAUCGAGGUUAACGGAACCGCCAUUCUCGAUUUUUCUCCUCCUCUCGACGAAAACGGCAAGUUACCGGACGAGUACGUUCCGCCGUCUCCGAAUAUGACUGCCACUGAUAUGGACGCUUUGCUUCCAAACAUCACAAGCGUCGACCAGAAUGUUUCAUCUCUCGGAUAUGCCGUAUAUACGGGAACAAGUCAUUAUCAGACGGUGUACUAUUACGGAUUCAGCAAUUGGUACACGACGACCGGCUGCAGCAAAAGUUGUGGCGGAGGUUCUUACAUGCAAAAACAAAAUUAUCGCUGGCAUCCACAGUACAGAUACAGAUAUAAUUACUGCAACAAAGCGUGUUAUUGGUGGUGGGGAUGGCACUGUUAUUACUCGCACUGCUGGAAUAACGGCCACGCUUACAGUGUCAAUGGAGGUUGGAGCUCUUGGCAUCACUACAAUACCAAGUAUUUGUCGUGUAACACGCACUCGUGCGCGCCGCCACCGAGUCCACCACCGCCGAGUCCACCACCUCCAAGUCCGCCGCCCCCACCGCCGAGUCCACCACCGCCGAGUCCACCACCUCCAAGUCCGCCGCCCCCACCGCCGAGUCCGCCACCGCCGAGUCCACCACCGCCGAGUCCGCCGCCGCCGAGCCCGCCGCCGCCGAGCCCGCCGCCUCCAAGUCCACCACCUCCAAGUCCAAGUCCACCACCGCCGAGCCCACCACCGCCGAGCCCACCACCGCCGAGCCCACCACCACCGAGCCCACCGCCACCUUCACCACCACCUUCACCGCCGCCGUCACCACCGCCGCCACACUUUGAUUUCGUGAAUCAAAAUAACUCCAGCAAAAAUAUCGAUAAGAAUGAAUUCAUCGCUUACGCGAUGAACAGAACAAAGUAUGUCGACGCUCGAAUGAUACUAUCUGAUGAGUUCUGGUCUACUAUUGAUCAAAAUAAGGACGGGGAGUUGGACGCAAACGAAUUUGGAAGUGUCCGCAUCGCGCUCGACCAAGAUGUUAUUUUUGCAACACCAUGGUUGGUGUAUCCGCCGAUUGAAACGGAAUAUCAUAGUCUAUUUGAAGUGGAAGGUACGAAAAGCGAUAGCAAUGCUCUCUUUGCGCUUCAUCCUACACAAAAGUUCGCACUUCCGUUUACUCAAGAGAACUGGCAAAAAUGGCUCCAAUCGCAAACGAAUGAAACGAGUGGAUUUUCACUCUCUUUACCAAAGUCUUCGGAUACGUCGUUGCGUUCUAAUUUAGCUGCAAUGGGCCCGGUAACUGUACCAGAAUCAAAAAAGUACGUCAUUCCGUUCGCGACGCAUCGAAAUGAGCACGUUUCUUUGACGAAGCACGUCCAUCUCUCCGAACGCGUCUUUUUUGCCGACGCCACCCACGGUAUUGCGAAAAAUUUAUUCAAAUCGACGUUUGAAAUCCACGCCAUGCGUCAAUUACCGGACGUUAUUCACAUCUUUAAUAAAGAUCCCAAUGAUAAAGAAAAGGAGCAAGAAGCUUUGGAAAGAGGAACGGAUGAAUUAACGCAAGAUUCGAAUGACGAUUUCCCUAUGUCCUCUAUGGCGCAAGCUCACCUUGGUAAAGUCGCUAAGGGCAGAGUGAAAUAUACGUGCUCGCCAACGCCAUUGAUUGAAAAUUUAAAACCUGGAGGUUGCGUGAUAUCAGAUGAUACGUCUGUUUUGGUGUACGGAGUCGUGCGUUUCCCAGCUUCGCGGACGCAAGAGUAUCUUUGCGGGGUACCCCGCGCUGUUAUUAGCGUUUACGAGAUAAUCGAUGGCGUUGUAGCUAACGAGGGGGAUUACAUCUAUGCCGACGAUCUUGGAUUUUUUAACUUUGCGGCCACACCAGGCACGAGUUGGAAAUUUGUCGCAACUUACAGAGGGCCGGACUCGAAAGCUAGAAAAGGCGCGGGACCUGAGUUUGAGCCAAGGACGGAUAGAAAGUUAUGCUACGCCGGCAAUAAAUACGAUGAUGCAAUGCAAGAUUCGAGCUGCAAAAACGAAGCAGCCUAUACCACGUCUUUCGUUUUGAACGAAGUUGUUGGUGGAGAAACGAUAGUGUUUAUGGACGUGACCGAAAGAAUCAUAGACCUUGGUCUCUUUGCAGGUGCUUGCGAAGAUACAUACACCGGGUACUCAUUUCUCAUCUCUCCCGCUAAUGGAUGCGGAUCGAGUUUCACGAUUACUGAUGCAGACUUAGAACUACCUAAAUUCAAAGAAAGCGCUCUGAUUACGAAAUAUAACAGUCCAACCGUAAGAAAGUGGCCGUAUGCGGCGAUGGAUUAUUACAUUCAACUGGACGAGGCGCCAGAUGUUAGCGCGUUGACGGAAACGAAGCUCGUGAAUUGGGAAAGUAGUAACGGUUUGAAAGGCGGUAAAAAAUUUGUCGGCGCGUCUUGCAAACCGCCAGGUUCGGAUAUCAUGCAAUUUUUCCGAGAUAGAGACGCCCUGGUUCGAACGCUUUUGCUUCUCAACCCGAAGGAAGAAAGUAAUGACAUCAUUCACGACGACGCAAAGUACGCCUAUCACGGAUGGUUUUGCGCUACUCCUUACUUGAACGAUAUUGACACCCAAGACCCGGAUCCUGCUAAAGAUCCAUUUUAUGUCAUAACGAGUAAGGAUGAUGUUUGCCUCGGAGAUAAUAACAACGAUUUGAGAGAAAAGAAUCUCAUAGGGAUUACGAAUGCUAUGUACUCUAAGCUAAAGAAUCCCGUGGUAGAUAAGAAAUACGUGUCCAUGCGAGUUAUGGAGGCGCACUUAACGUCGAAAGACGAAAUUUCCACGUGCUCGACAUUUGAGUCUCCAACGUCAGAAAAUCUUAAAGUCACCGUUCGUUUGCAACAAGAUAUCGGACCGGAAGGAGACAAGAAUCCGUGUCAUUCGAGUUCAUUGCCGUCGGACGACUGCGUGUUUUCAAAAGUUGACGCGGAGACUCACUUUUUGAACUUCAAACAGCCUGCAAGUGAUGCAACAGAACACGAAGUUGAUGAUUCUUCGAAAUUUUAUACAAUUGACGCCGACGGUGCUAUUCCUAACUUGGUCGCCCCAUAUCGUCGUAAGGUACUCGCGCGAUUGCAGCGUGACGACGGCUGGGCGGUAACAAAUCUUGAAGUUCAACGAGAACUUGUCACGAUGCAGUCAAAAGUCCGCGGUGGAGGAAAUGACAAGAGUGCACGAUAUCAAAGCGCCGUUGAGUUCUAUGCCACCGCCCCUGUUCGUGGAUUAGUGUACACGGUAGUGCACGAUCCACCCGGCGGCGAUUCGGUUGCCUCCAUUUCUAAAGGAACAGAAGUUUCAUUGGCGCUGAGUCUUGCAAGUACAAGAGCAGCGACUGGUUCAAUGGGUUUCGGCUUCAAGGCCGGAAUAGAAUCAGAACUUAAAUUCACGCCAAAAGUUGAUGCUGGAUCUAGUUAUGUCAACGCUUUGAUAGAUCUUGACCCCAAUGAAGCGGGUGCAGACUUAGGUGAAAACCAAGGAAGGAGGCAUUUGUUAGAAAGCUCGGAAGGACGGCGGUUUAAAAUGAUGCCAAUUAUGAAGUCAGUACCUGUGCACAAAGAUGAACCCAUUUAUGAAAUGCGAGAUGUGUAUGAAGAUCGAAAGAGAGUGGAAAAAGUUUAUCUCGAUAACAAGAAAACGUCGAGCAUUCGUAAAAGUAAUGAAAAGGGAGAUUUUGGAAGAUUUGGGGGUUACAAGGUGCAGGAGAGUGGGCACGAGUACAGAAGAGGUCACGGUCAACAAGAGUUCGAAACGCGCGAAAUUACGGAGAGAGUGAAAGUAGGAGAAGAAAAAGUCAAAAUUGGGACAAGAAAAGUGAAGGUUGGGGACAAAAAAGUUCUUGACUUUGCCAAAAUCCCAAUCCCAAAAUUGGGAGAAGAAAAAGCAGGGAAACCUGAAGGGGGCAAAGGCCCCAUUACAGUUGAAACCGAAACAGGAGCAAGUCUCUCCAUCAAUGGCCCAUCAGUUAGUGUAAACUCUGAUGUCAAUGAUGGAUGGGACUUCUCCAUGACGUUGAGUCGCAAUGUCGAAUCUAGUGCUGAUCCUGGUAUACCUGGACGCUCGGGCGACACAAUCUUGGGUGGUGGUUUUGAAAUAGUGUACGUGAAGACCGAUGUUGUAGAUAUCCGAUUACUUCCAGCUGAAAUUUCAGAAGGUGAGCAAAAAAGCGAUUGGUUCGACUGCAAGGAUGCCGAUGACAUAGAGCCUGAUGUUGUUAUAACACGCGGUGAUGGUAUCGAUGGUUCUGCUGCUUACUCGCACGAAGCGUAUAAAUUCAUGAAAGAUAAGAUGGUACGCAUGUCUACAGCAAAUCAUUAUUUUACUACUGUCAAUUUCAAAAACGCAGAAAAGAAAGAUUUCUGUUACUCUAUUCAAUUCAAAGUAACGCAGAAAGAUGUGGCAGAGAAGAAGCAGUGCAGAGUUGAAUAUUUCGCUCCGAAGAAGAAAUCUGGAGAGUGCUCCUCUUAUGAUAAAAGUGAUAAAACCUUUGGACAACCGACGGAACCAAGCGAAGAGUACAAGAUCGCUACGGCAGACGGCGCCGAAGGCAUUGGUUUGAAAGAAUUUUACUACCUGAGUAAAAGUAAAAGCAAAGACUCUAAGGCUCCAUCAUGUUUAACCGUCGUUCCUCAAGUUCAAUGGCUUCCGCGUAAACCGACGACAUAUUUAUCGACAAUAUUCACGAUAGAAACUAGAGUAAUUCCGGAACUCGAAGGUUUGAUCAAAGUUGCAAACGAUCCGAACUCUUUAAUGUCGGAUGAUAGUAUUUCAGAAAGUACAAACAUACCGCAAGUUUUGAAAAUUAAAGAAAUUUGGAAAGGUCGUUUGAAGCAAUCGAUCAGCGACUGGAAAUAUACUUUGGAGUUGGUUUCCCCAGACUAUCAUCCUGAAGGACUUUUAGCGAAAUCAGAUAAAGAUCAAAAGGCAUACUUAAAAGGAAUUGACUUAAAGUGGUCGAAGGAUAUUAAUGCCGCGCUCAGUUCGGAUGAAAGCGUGUUUGGGACCCUAUCGAAGGAUAAGGUGAAGGAGGUAUAUAAACGGCCUGCGGAAGGUAUGACUUUGAGUACUGACAUUCAUGACACGGAUGUAUGGAAAGAUGUGCAACAAACUUGGGAUGAAAUAGGGCCCAAAAAAUAUUUAUCUAUCGUGCCAGGACUUAAGGAAGCAAUGACUUUAGGCGGUAAAGUGCCGACGUUGAAAGAUUUGCCGGUUGCAGCUAUGCUUAAAACUGCAAGUUUUAUUUUAACUCCUGGUGAUGAGAUUCCGCUUUAUAGUCAUCCACUAAAUAUGGUGAACUAUGCUCAAACGAUGAUAGAUGCUGCUACUUCCAUUUUUGGGAACGAAAAAGGAGGAGACGUGGCAACGACUGCAGAUUCAUGGAUGAAAACUCUCACUCCAGAUGAACCCGGCUUUUACUCUCGAGGUAUGGAUGACGUUCCAGACUCUGAAAAUUUAAUUGACGCUUCAGUUUAUGGAAGCACUGCGCCUUUUACGUUCGCGAAAAACCCCAAAACGAAGUCUUCUGAGUAUUCACCGCUGGAUGACCACCCGGAACCCAAAUUAGGUGGGCCACAAGCUGACAUCUAUUUAACAUUUAGCGGCGGCGGCCACAGUAUAUCAUUUUCUCAGAGUGUGAACGACAAUAUUGCUGGUGGAGAUUAUAGCUGGGGUAUUUCAUUGGAAGCUGGCCUCGCAUUUGAAGGUGAGCGAGAAUUCGGUGUUUCGGUUUUAUCAGCCGGCUAUAAUGGUAAUGUUGAAGUGCAGGCAACAACUGAGGCAACACGCAAUGUGGCGUGGGCUAAGUAUGGGAGUUUGGAAACUUCCUAUUCCCUAGGUGAUCCAGACCCGUACGAUAAAUUUGUAAUCCGUGUCUCGACGGAUAAGCGCUUCGGCACACCAACGUUUAAAACGAUUGGAGGUGCCUCGAAAUGUCCGGGAGAACCAAACACGAUGUGGCGCGAAUCUGGAAUGAUCCUUCAAACUGAGUGGUCGCCUGGAGUAAAUAACGAAUUUAUACCACCAGGAGACGACGCGUUGUACGAUCUCAUAAUCACGAAUGAAUCACCGUACAGAGAGGGUAUGUCUUACGGUCUCGUACUCACAACUGGAGAGACGUGGAAAGGGGCCGAUGGUGCUAACAUGAGAGAUUUAUCGUUUUCGGUGAGCAAUGUGGGAGGCCUUUCAAUUUUGGGGAGCAUGACGCCGCUGGACUCUGUCAACUCCGUAAAUAAUGAUGGCGAUUUAGUUCACACCGUAAUGACAAUGCGAGUUUCGAAAGGAGUCUUUGCGGACAAGUACACGGAUAUUGGCGUAAUGCUCGUUUCCGCGUGUGAAUUUUCUAGCGAUUGGAUGUAUCGCGAUCCAAUUUCGUCUACCGCAUAUUUAGGUGAUAUGAAAUGGGAGCGAGAGUGUCCACCGGUGCAGUGGGAUGAAACCACCGUGAACAAAUAUUUGAACAAAAAAGUACACGCGCAGUCGUGGCCAGUUUUGAAUUACACCGUUUUGAAUCCCAACCCGGUGAAUUUAUGGACCAAAGACAAAGGGACGCAAGAAGGUAAAUACGACCACUUAGUUCACGAAAACGUUGAAUUCGUUCGCAUCCAGUGGAGGAAAUUAAACGAAGGCGAGUGGAUCAACGCGUGGAACGACGAUAAGUCCGACGCGGACGUUCAAUGCGACACUGCGCGCGGACAAGGAUGCAAAUUGCCAUGGAAUAUCGAAAAUCAAUACUUCAUGAACGGUUUGAGAGACGGAACUUGGGAAAUUCGAGCAAAAGUAUUUUGCUCCGGUUACGACUCGUUCGCGGCAGCAGGUGUGAAAUACUCAUCGACUGAAGAUAAUUUGAACUUAAUAGUCGACGUAAACCAACCGCUAGCUGUAGAUGCGUCAAUCUUGAACGAUGUCUUCAAGGUUGAUUUCAGCGAACCGUUAGCAUGUCCGCAGCUUGCGCCUUCGCAGAUGCCGUAUCAAAUCAGACACGUGAAAACCUGCGACGGAUCGAACAUAGAUUCAAACGUCGGUUCAUUUUCAGCGGAAGCUGUAAUAAACACCUUCAGCUUUGUGUGCAUGAACGGAGACGGUAAAGGGUCUCUCGUUGCCAAGUUUCCCGGGAACGUCGGCGAGGGAAGUUACGAGCUCACGGUAAAUCCUUUCUUGUACAAAGCGAAAACGAGCGAGGAACGCAAAAAGCUACUCGCGGAUGUAAACGGUAAUCCAGUAGCAACUGCAAAAUACACCACAACUUUUGGAUGCAAAGGCGCUGAUGCCUCGUCAUCGAAAGCAGCCACUUUGACGUCCACUCUUGGAUUAUCCCGCGAAAACAGCACGAACGAAAAGAAGAAACGAAACAUGAAAGAUAUCGACGAAUUCAGAAACGCAGAGCUCGGCGAGAACAUGAAAACGAGCACCACGAUGAAAACUACCACGCUUCUGUUUGGUUUCUGCGCGACUGUAGUCCUCACCGCCUCGGUUGUUUUCGCCGCCGUGUCUCCUUCCGCGCGAAGCGAAGGAGGCGAAAGAAAGAGCGCGAUGAUGCGUCUUUUCGGACGCCGUCAAAGUCAUUCGUCGAGAGACGAGGACGACGCGCUUCUCGAACAGUCGUCAAUUAACUCGAAUGUUUACGGUUCCGUCAUUUAA
Messenger RNA from Bathycoccus prasinos, 12012 nucleotides. Its product is annotated as plasminogen. Gene Ontology annotation, molecular function: calcium ion binding. NCBI's taxonomy places the organism in Eukaryota, Viridiplantae, Chlorophyta, Mamiellophyceae, Mamiellales, Bathycoccaceae. The transcript has a single exon. The record is from RefSeq and is a predicted model, not a curated record. Bases 1 to 12012 code for a protein of 4003 amino acids.